Messenger RNA from Piliocolobus tephrosceles (Ugandan red Colobus), 5814 nucleotides. It is a transcript of the gene TRHDE, whose product is annotated as thyrotropin releasing hormone degrading enzyme. Gene Ontology annotation, molecular function: peptide binding; metalloaminopeptidase activity; zinc ion binding. Gene Ontology annotation, biological process: peptide catabolic process; proteolysis. Gene Ontology annotation, cellular component: cytoplasm; membrane. The record is from RefSeq and is a predicted model, not a curated record. NCBI's taxonomy places the organism in Eukaryota, Metazoa, Chordata, Mammalia, Primates, Cercopithecidae. The transcript is spliced from 19 exons. The coding region runs from base 175 to 3381 and encodes 1068 amino acids.
GCGAAAGCUGCCGUCGCUUGUGGCCAGAACCCGUCUUAAAAGAACCCGGGCCAGCAUCCCCAGUCGCGCGCCCUCGGCCCGCGUGCGCUCUCCGAUGCCUGCUCUGGCGGUGGCCCGCGCGGCCCGCCCGCUGGGGGUGCCGGAGGGGGCGGGGGAGGAGGAGGAGGCGGUGUGAUGGCCCUGGACGGCGAGCUGGGGGAGCAAGAGGAGGAGAAGAAAAAGAAGAAGAAAAAGAAGAGGAAGAAGAAGAAGGAGGAGGAGGAGGAGGAGGGGGCCGAGAAGAGCAGCUCACCCUUCGCGGCCAGGAUGGGGGAAGACGACGCCGCGCUUCGGCCUGGCGGCAGGGGGCUCUCCGACCCGUGGGCAGACUCAGUGGGAGUGCGACCCCGCACCACGGAGCGCCACAUCGCGGUACACAAGCGGCUUGUGCUAGCCUUCGCCGUGUCCCUCGUGGCACUGCUUGCGGUCACCAUGCUCGCCGUGCUGCUCAGCCUGCGCUUCGACGAGUGCGGGGCGAGUGCCACGCCAGGCGCCGAAGGUGGCCCCGCAGGCUUUCCGGAGCGCGGCGGCAACGGGAGCCUCCCCGGAUCGGCCCGGCGCAACCACCACGCAGGCGGGGACUCCUUGCAGCCUGAGGCGGGUGGGGUGGCCAGUCCGGGGACCCCGUCGGCCCAGCAGCCGUCGGAGGAGGAGCGGGAGCCGUGGCAGCCGUGGACGCAGCUGCGCCUGUCCGGCCACCUGAAGCCGCUGCACUACAAUCUGAUGCUCACCGCCUUCAUGGAGAACUUCACCUUCUCCGGGGAGGUCAACGUGGAGAUCGCGUGCCGGAACGCCACCCGCUACGUAGUGCUGCACGCUUCCCGAGUGGCGGUGGAGAAAGUGCAGCUGGCUGAGGACAGGGCGUUUGGGGCUGUCCCUGUGGCCGGUUUUUUCCUCUACCCGCAAACCCAGGUCUUAGUGGUGGUGCUGAAUAGGACACUGGACGCGCAGAGGAAUUACAAUCUGAAGAUUAUCUACAACGCGCUCAUCGAGAAUGAGCUCCUGGGCUUCUUCCGCAGCUCCUAUGUGCUCCACGGGGAGAGAAGAUUCCUUGGUGUUACUCAGUUUUCGCCUACACAUGCCAGAAAGGCAUUUCCUUGUUUUGAUGAGCCAAUCUACAAGGCUACUUUCAAAAUCAGCAUCAAGCAUCAAGCAACCUAUUUGUCUUUAUCUAAUAUGCCAGUGGAAACUUCCGUGUUUGAGGAAGAUGGAUGGGUUACGGAUCACUUUUCACAGACCCCUCUCAUGUCCACAUAUUAUUUAGCCUGGGCAAUUUGCAACUUCACAUACAGAGAAACUACCACCAAGAGUGGGGUUAUAGUACGAUUAUAUGCAAGACCUGAUGCUAUCAGAAGAGGAUCCGGGGACUAUGCUCUCCAUAUAACAAAGAGAUUAAUAGAAUUUUAUGAAGACUACUUUAAAGUGCCCUAUUCCUUGCCAAAACUAGAUCUUUUAGCUGUGCCUAAGCAUCCGUAUGCUGCUAUGGAGAACUGGGGACUAAGUAUUUUUGUGGAACAAAGAAUACUGCUGGAUCCCAGUGUUUCAUCUAUUUCUUAUUUGCUGGAUGUCACCAUGGUCAUUGUUCAUGAGAUAUGUCACCAGUGGUUUGGUGACCUUGUGACGCCUGUGUGGUGGGAAGACGUGUGGCUGAAGGAAGGGUUUGCUCACUACUUCGAAUUUGUUGGUACAGACUACCUCUAUCCUGGCUGGAACAUGGAAAAACAGAGGUUUCUGACCGAUGUUCUGCAUGAAGUGAUGCUGCUGGACGGCUUGGUCAGUUCCCAUCCAGUAUCACAAGAAGUGCUGCAGGCAACAGAUAUUGACAGGGUGUUUGACUGGAUCGCAUAUAAAAAGGGUGCUGCUUUAAUAAGAAUGCUGGCUAAUUUUAUGGGCCAUUCAGUUUUCCAGAGGGGUUUGCAAGAUUAUUUAGCCAUUCAUAAGUAUGGCAAUGCAGCCAGAAAUGAUCUCUGGAAUACAUUAUCGGAGGCUUUAAAAAGAAAUGGGAAAUAUGUAAAUAUACAAGAAGUAAUGGAUCAGUGGACACUCCAGAUGGGUUAUCCUGUUAUCACCAUCUUGGGAAACACAACAGCAGAAAAUAGAAUAAUAAUUACCCAACAACAUUUUAUCUAUGAUAUCAGUGCUAAAACUAAAGCACUUAAACUUCAAAAUAGCAGUUACCUGUGGCAGAUUCCAUUAACUAUUGUGGUAGGAAAUAGAAGCCAUGUGUCUUCAGAAGCAAUUAUUUGGGUGUCGAACAAAUCAGAGCACCACAGAAUAACCUAUUUGGACAAAGGAAGCUGGCUCCUGGGGAACAUCAAUCAAACUGGCUAUUUUAGAGUCAACUAUGACCUAAGGAACUGGAGAUUAUUAAUUGAUCAAUUAAUCCGGAAUCAUGAGGUUCUUUCUGUGAGUAACCGAGCGGGCUUGAUCGAUGAUGCCUUCAGCCUAGCCAGGGCUGGCUAUUUGCCUCAGAAUAUUCCUCUGGAGAUUAUCAGAUACCUGUCUGAGGAGAAGGAUUUUCUUCCAUGGCAUGCUGCCAGCCGAGCUCUUUAUCCACUAGAUAAAUUACUGGACCGCAUGGAAAACUACAACGUUUUCAAUGAAUAUAUUUUAAAGCAAGUUGCAACAACGUAUAUCAAGCUUGGGUGGCCAAAAAAUAAUUUUAAUGGAUCUCUUGUUCAAGCAUCCUACCAACAUGAAGAACUACGUAGAGAAGUUAUAAUGCUGGCCUGCAGUUUUGGCAACAAGCACUGUCACCAACAGGCAUCAACUCUUAUUUCAGAUUGGAUUUCCAGCAACAGGAACAGAAUACCACUAAAUGUUAGAGACAUCGUAUACUGUACAGGAGUGUCACUACUGGAUGAGGAUGUCUGGGAAUUCAUAUGGAUGAAAUUCCAUUCCACCACAGCAGUUUCUGAGAAGAAAAUAUUAUUGGAAGCCUUAACUUGCAGUGAUGACAGGAAUUUAUUAAAUAGGCUUCUAAAUCUGUCACUGAAUUCUGAGGUGGUGCUGGAUCAAGAUGCAAUUGAUGUCAUAAUCCAUGUAGCUCGAAAUCCACAUGGCCGAGACCUUGCCUGGAAGUUUUUCAGAGAUAAAUGGAAGAUACUAAAUACCAGGUACGGAGAAGCAUUGUUUAUGAAUUCCAAACUUAUCAGUGGUGUUACAGAAUUUCUUAAUACUGAAGGUGAACUCAAAGAGCUCAAGAACUUCAUGAAGAACUAUGAUGGGGUAGCUGCUGCUUCUUUCUCAAGAGCUGUGGAAACUGUCGAAGCCAAUGUACGCUGGAAAAUGCUUUACCAAGAUGAGCUUUUCCAAUGGUUAGGAAAAGCUCUAAGACACUAAUAUAUGUAUCUUAUAAACAAUUCAACUUGAAUUUUAUGAGAAGACACGUUUUUUGUGGAAUGAGGAAAAUGUACUACAUGGAAAAUGGCCAGAUUUUCAGUGUUAACAUGUGGGAGGAAUUUUUUUUUUUCUUUAGUUUUUAGUUUUUGGUUUUGGGGGAUUUUUUUUUUUUUCAUUCAUUCUGUUUGGUUUCUCUACUGGGUGUUCCUCUCUAAAGAAACUCUUGCAAGUGAAACUAGCCAUGAUUGCUUCAGCUGUACAUUCCUUGCUGUACAGGACCAAAUAUGAUAGUGAUGCAUGUUGAUGUUACAGUCAAUUUGGAAAAACAUAUUCAGAAUAUUCUCUGCAUGGAUAUAUGGUCCUGCCUGUGUUCCAGCAUGCUUAUUUCAAAUGUCCAAUGUUGUGUGUGAAUAUAUGUUACAUCCAGGGUGGGCAUUAUGCAAAAGCACAAAGAUUAUAUAUGACAAUCAGUGUUGCAAUGAAAGAAAAACUAAAAGCAGAAAUGAUAUUCUCAAUUUUGGGCAAUGUGAGAAGUAAAAUAGCCCUUGAAGUGAUGAACAUCACUUAUUUCAGCACUUGGAUUGUCUGGCAAUGAUUACUGUGUUGCUAACUCAUUUUCUUUGAGUUAAAGCUGUGUAUACUUUUUAAAAGGCAUAUAGAUAGUGUAUGCAUAUGUAUAUGUACAUAGGGAAGCCCCAUAUGUAUAUAGUAUGUUGUACACUGCACAUGUACAAAGAAUGUCUUCAGAUCAAAGAAAAUUUAUCUCUUUUUAUAAACUUAAGGACAGUUGCAAAAGGCUUCAAGGAAUUUAUCUCAACAUUAUUCUUUCUAUGUCCUGACUAAAUUUCUCAACUGUUAUGAAUUUUUCAUCUACUUCUUGAACAGUGGUCUAUUCUACUACAUGAAGAUGAAUACAAACAAAAUUUUUGUAUAAACUAACCACUCUUCCAGUUCUCCUGUGACAGUCUUACAUAUAGAUUCUGCCAUCAUUUUUGUCAAAGUUCCUUUUGCAUGAAACAAUUACGUAAACUUAUAAUUAUUAGUGCUGAAAAACAGUUUAUUUUCCAUCUUGUUUUCCUACCUUAUGUUGAGUAGUCCAGAGAGUUAAAAAUUCUCUGAGUGUUGGUUUUUAAGUCUGUUUUGCUCUAAUCCUCCAUUAAGCAAGCAUACCUCAAGUGGGUCUAUUAGCAUUUAAUGACCUUUUAUGCCAGUUGUGCCAUCCCUUAAGAUGCAAAGUUCCUUUUCUUGUGUUAAUGUGCAAAGCUUUUCUUUUGGCACUGACAACUGUGUUCUACCUGGGAAUUUUGAAUAGCCAUUUUCAUGGCUGUGUGUUAUGUAACACAAAUGUUUUUAAAUGGUAUUCUCACCCAGUAGGCCAGCUCGCCAAACAUUGCUUAGAUGCUUCAAAAUUAGCAUAUUUUAAGUUUACCAGUAUACAAUACCAGUGCAACUACUCUACAUAGCCAAAUGUUUGUAAAUCACUUCUUAUUUUCCUGAGGUUUUUCACUCCUCCAAAUCUUACAAAUCAUUGAAAGAAAUAUAUUCUAACAGUACUCACUGAAUAGUGAAAAUAAUUAGACAUUUUAGAAAUCAGAGCCAUAGAAUUAUUUUAAAUUAGUAGAAAAGAGGAGCUAUUUCCUAAUCUAUAAAGUACCACCUAAAAUUGAAUUUUAUCAUAUAAGCAAAUAAUACCUAUUAGUCAUAUCUAAAUUUUUCAGCACUUCAUUCAAUUAAAAUACAUGAAUUUUAAAUAUUUUACAUGAUGUGAAUAGGCAUGAUAAUACUUAGUAUAAAAUCUAAACAUUUUCCAUUUAUCAGAAAUGAUAAAAUCCAGUUACUACAUAUCACAUUUACAAAAUCCUUAAUUAAAUGGGUAACUUCUAAAACGUAACAGUAAUAAGUAUCACACUGCAAUGCAGGUCCCAAAUAUGUGCUAUGUCACCACUGAAUCUAUGUAAUAGAUAAGAAAAAAUUAUAGGUGGAUGUCUUGCUUUGUGUCAUGAAUUACUAAAACCUCUUAGUAGUUGUGGUAUAUUUUUGAGUAAAAUUACUAUUUCCAGAUUUGAGUUUGAAGGGCUUUUAUAGUUGUAUUUUCCUCCCCACUGUUAAUAAUCAUAAUCCUUUUUCAGUAUUUUAGUGGCCUUGAACAACUGGUUUAUCUACAAUCUCAAAUCCUAACUGUAUAAUUAUGUGCAAUGUUCAAUACCUCAUAUAAUACUUGUUCAACAGUAUAGUGGUAUCAGUGGCAUUAAGAUGGUGUUUUUGUUCUACAUAUUUUUCAAUAAUUUAUUCUUUCUAAUGUUGAAACUAUAACAGGCUUUACCGGUUUUUUUAGUUGUUUAAAUAAGUAAUAUUUUCAAAAUAAUAAAAUAACCAAUGAUAUCUCUUGGAAUAAUCUGUAAAAUGUAGUUAUAAAAUUCUAUUUUCUACUUA